Pyricularia pennisetigena is the source of this 228-nucleotide messenger RNA. RefSeq lists its product as uncharacterized. The record is from RefSeq and is a predicted model, not a curated record. Bases 1 to 228 code for a protein of 75 amino acids. The transcript is spliced from 2 exons. Lineage: Eukaryota; Fungi; Ascomycota; Sordariomycetes; Magnaporthales; Pyriculariaceae.
AUGGACUUGGGCCCGGGAGUUGAGGCGGCUGGGAUUGGGCCAGUAGCCCCCCAGCUGUGUUUCGAAACGGGUGCGCGGCAUGCGCCUUGGCGAGCUUUUAAGCUGUGCCGCCCUACGCGAGGAACUGGUAACAUUACAUUCCAUCUCAACUCUGUCACAGCGAGAACUCUAGGAACACCCCUACAUUGGUGCCAAGCUGCAAAUCACUCGGCCCCUAGCACGGCGUAA